AUGAGAUCAUUUUGUAUUGCAUUACUUUUUUUACUUAUUGUUUCAUAUUGGGCUCAUAUAUUUCUAAGCCGUGAAAUUAAUACAAAUGAACUACCAACAGUCGUUGUUGACAAUAGUCCUAUUAAUGCUGGUAUAUGUGAAUGUCGAUGUUGUGUUUUGAGUGGUACUAUGUGUGAAACUAUUAUACGAUAUAGUGUAUCAUUCAAACAAGAUUUUAAGUGUGAUUUAUGUACAACCGAAUUUUGUACAUUGAACGUCAAUGAAACCGAACAAUGUGAUUGGAUGCAGACAAUGAAAGCCGACUGUCAUCAAUAUGAACCUCGUCAGAAAUCUUCAUCAUCCUAUGUAAAUAUACGACCUAUUUUACAAUGA
Molecule: messenger RNA, 372 nt
Organism: Rotaria socialis
Lineage: Eukaryota; Metazoa; Rotifera; Eurotatoria; Philodinida; Philodinidae
Source: the annotation of a GenBank genome assembly